Numida meleagris (helmeted guineafowl) is the source of this 8966-nucleotide messenger RNA. RefSeq names its product threonine synthase like 1 (gene THNSL1). NCBI's taxonomy places the organism in Eukaryota, Metazoa, Chordata, Aves, Galliformes, Numididae. Bases 3102 to 5306 code for a protein of 734 amino acids. The transcript is spliced from 3 exons. Gene Ontology annotation, biological process: amino acid metabolic process. Gene Ontology annotation, molecular function: pyridoxal phosphate binding. The record is from RefSeq and is a predicted model, not a curated record. Gene Ontology annotation, cellular component: cytoplasm.
CCGGGCUGGCUCCAUGGUGUCCGGCUCAGCCUGUGUUUUGCGAUCUGUCCGUUCCCGACCUCCUGUCCGUGCUUCGGCACCUUCGCGCUGUGGGGAUGGCCGCGCGCUGCGGGGCGGCGCGUUCCCCAGCGGCCGGGCCGGGAGCUCGGGGCCGGGGCUCGGAGCUGCGCGCUCCCUCAGCAGUGCCCUGCGGCUGCGCGGCACCUGGCGGCAGCUCUGCUGCGUUCCGACCUGAGGUCGGGUCGGGGCUUCCUUGUUCGCGCUCUGUUUCGUUUUACAGGUCUCACGCUCGGAAAUGAGCUCUGCCCCUUCCUGCAGAUGAGCAGGGCUCCUACGGAUAUUUGAGUGCCCUCUGAUGUUCUGGAAAGCUUUGGGAGGCCUCUGUCUGCCACAGAGGGGGAACUCCCGUAGCAGUUCAGUUCUGUCCCCAGAACAUUUCUGCUUCCUUCACUGUGCAGUUUUGUCCACGCUGCAGUUGCUCAUACAGUUUGUAAGCAGUCCUUCCACCUGCACCGGUUAUGACUGAUGUGGUUGCACUUCUGCUGCGACCUGGCUUUUCUGCUGGGUAACUGGGAGGCUUUCUCACCCUCCUUUCAGGUUUUUGUGGAAACGAGGUGCAGAGACUGAUUUCACAAGUCCUGAGAAAAGUCAAAGGGAAGUUUUUGUAUAUUGGAAGCUUUGCAGCACGAUAGUUACUUAUCUUGACCUACCGUGAGUUCUCCAACAGCUGCAAACCACCACUGACUUGUUUGGUCUCUGGAUUUUAACUGUACUUUGUGUCUUUGCAGGCUUUGUGUCUAUACUGGGAGCUAAGGCCAGUUUUCACUAGAAAUCCUGUCAUCAUUAAUGGUUGUUAAAAUUACGGAUAAGCAAGUGAUACAUAGGGGCCUUCAGCCCUCCAAGUGGAGAGUUGAGGUGUAUUGUCAGAACUAGAUGUCAUUGGAAGUAUGGGUAUGAGCUCUGCUUCUAUACAAGCCCCCCUCCCUGAAACAUUGGUACAGGUAGCUGUAGCUAAAGGUGGUUGGUUUGGUGCUCUGCCUAGACUGGUAAUCUCUGCUAGGCAAGAAGUCUAAUUCGCAUUGUUUUCACAGUAAAGCUUUGCCACUGGAAUAAAAAUUAUUUGAAAAGAACAGUUCAGUAGUUGCAAGCUUGUUUUUACAUAUACUUCAUAUGGGUGCAAGAUGGGGUUAAAUUGCAAUAGAUAAACUGAGCAGCUGAAUAAAAUUCCCUGCACAUUUUUGCAUCAGACUUACUGACUUGAUUUCAAGCAGUCUGACCAACUGCUUGUAACUCUAUGCAAAUAUUGCAAGUGUAUAACCAAAUAAGUCUGAGUCUAGUCCUUCCCUUGCCUACAGCUCUAAUUUUUGGGGCUUUUGUGUACCUGUGUCCUAGAUUCAUAAAGCAAUCCAGAUGUUCCGUCCUGCAGCUGUAUAGCGUGUACUAAGUGACUACACCUCAAAGUGUAUCUGUAGUGAAACUAGAGUCGUUGCCACUAUGCUUGGCAUGAUUUGUAUGCCCUUUGUUUGACCUAAAUAAGGUUUAAAGUGAUUCUUAAUGCUCGAGAAAUAAAAUCACUAAAAUAUUGUCUCUAACUUUUUUCAUAUCUUGAACAUAUUUGCAUCUAGAAGCUUAAGUAUCACUUUCUGGCCCUGUUAGCUUUGUAUGUGUAUAUUCACUUCAGUGCAUUACUGUUACAGAACAGCUUUAUAAUGACACCGAGUAUUAUAGCUACUCUUCACAGAUUUUUUCUUUUGAUUUUGAAACCCAUAGAAAUAGUUUAGUAAAGAAAGUAGAGCAAAAAAAUCUGGGAACGCACAGCAGAAUCUAGAGUAAGGAGCAUCUGAAAGCGAAGGUUUCUGUGGUUUGCUCUGAGAAAACUUGAGCCUCCACGUCAUUUUUGAAGUGACCUGUAUCUCUAGGGUCAUUCCAUACUGCACGUUCUGAGGAGGAGCAGCAGGAUCUUAAAAGGCUCCUGUGCUAACUGUAAGCGUGAUUUAACCUUUGGUAGGUCAUUGGAAGGUGAUAUGGUUCCAUGUGGUGCUCACCAGUCUUCUGCAACUCUAGGUCAAUUUCUGUGCUCCAUAGUGGUAAAGCGCUGCUGGUCUCAGACCUGUCUAGAGAUAAGGCUGUGAAUGGUUGAAAGAUUUGGUGACUUACUCUAAAGUGAGUUCCUGUAUUUGUUCUAUUUAGUCUGUCUUGACUAAUGUGGGGAAACACUGUCACUAAAAAAAUAUUUUUCUGGUCAGAGUAGCUGACAAAAGAAACAAACACUGUCACGGUGCGUUGCACUCACCCAGCUGCUAGGUGGAAUGCUAGCAGCUAGAUGGAGUCUUUAAAAUAGAGUUAUUAGAAAUAGCUGAUGGCAGUUUUGGUUAUGUGUUACAGUGCCAAGAAAGGGGAGAAAGAAGUGCAACUUGCAGCUUUGUCAGCCAUCUCCGUCCUGCGUACUGUAACAGCUAGAAGAGAUGGUUAAAAAAUGCUCAUUUUACAUAUAUAGCUUUUUUUUUCAAUUUAAAGAAUCGAGUGAUUAUAUAGUUGAAUUUUUACAUCUGAAAUUAUAUUAAUUUCCUAAGGGAAAUUCUGUGUUGUUUUUCUUCAUUUUUAGUCAUGAACAGUGAAGAAAUAAUAAUAAUAAAGUGAUACUUGUUUGUCUAUCUAAAAAGAAAAACGACUGUUGGGAUUUUCUGUGCAAAUUAGUGCUGAUUUGCUCCCCCAGCCUCCCUCUUGUAUUGAGAUUCUGAGAGUCCUUUGCCCCGUGGCCUUAAACAUAACCAACAAAACAUGGUUUGCAACUCCAGUCAUGCUGGCAGUGAUUUCUCUAAGCAAACAAAAAAACACACGGAGGGCAUCUUGUUUAAUCUGUGUUGAGAAUGCUGUUUUCCUACUGAAUCUUUUUACUUUUGAAUGGAGUGUUUUCAUGAUGUCGUGUCUCUCGCUUUACACAAACUACAUCCAGUACAAUUCCAUUGUAGGAGUUCGUCACAAAUCAGUUGCUCUGUCAUCCUGUCAGAAGAGAAUUGGAUGCAACUCUUCCAUCCUUGCUGUUGCACAAGUCUCAGGUAAGUGGGUUGUCAAGGUGGCUUGAAAAAAAAACCCAGAAGAUGUUUCACAUUGUUCAGUAUCGACCUUUGAGACUGAUAACACGAAACAGUCUUUCUAGAAUUUGUUUAAAACUGAUGUUUUCAAGACUGGUAACAUUUGAACAGAUAUCGAAGUCACGGUUCUCGAGCCAUUCUCUUGUUGGAAACAAAAAUAUUAUCCUGAUGGGACCUCCGGGUGCUGGGAAAACAACAGUUGGGAGAAUAGUAGGUCAGAAACUAGAUUGCCCUGUCAUAGAUGUAGAUGAUGAUGUCCUUGAAACAACCUGGAAUAUGAGUGUGUCAGAAAAACUGCAGGAUGUUGGUAACGAGCAAUUUUUAGAGGAGGAAGGAAAAGCCCUUUUGAAGUUUUCAGCAUCUGGAAGUGUCAUUUCCCUUAGUGGGUCCAAUCCAAUGCACACUGCUGGCAUGCAGCAUGUGAAGAGAAAUGGAAUAGUUGUGUAUCUUGAUGUGCCCACAACGGUCAUUAUGAGUCGGCUGAAGUCAAUGAAAGUGGAUCGCAUUGUGGGCCAGGGUCCUGCUACUUCUCUCAAGGACAUACUUCAGUUUAGGAAGCAGUUCUACAAAAGGUGGUAUGAUGUCCGUGUUCUUUGUGGAGGCUCUAUGGCAGCAGAGGUUGUAGCAGAAAAGGUGCUUGAUGCUGUGAAGAGAUACCAGAACUCCGAAGUGGAAACUUAUGUUUCAACUAGGAGCACACAAAAAAACUCUCAGAAGUAUUUCAGUGACGUUGUUAUUGAAGGCUUAGCCUCGGACGGAGGACUCUUUGUUCCUGAGAGAGGACUUCCAGAACUGACUGCUGAAGAAUGGCAAAGCAUAAUAGAAGCAACUUAUGCUGAAAGAGCCCAGGUGAUACUAGAGAGAUGCAUACAUCCUGCUGAUAUUCCUGCUUCUAAACUGAGAGAAAUUAUUGGAACUGCUUAUGGAGAAAACUUUACUUGUUCUAAAAUAGCCCCGGUUAGGCAUCUGACAGGUAAUCAGUUUCUCCUUGAGUUAUUUCAUGGACCAACAGCUUCAUUUAAAGAUUUUGCAUUACAGAUGAUGCCACAUAUAUUCGCAUACUGCAUUCCCAGGAGCUGUAAUUACUUGGUUCUGGUAGCUACUUCUGGUGACACAGGGAGUGCUGUCCUAGAUGGCUUUAGUCGUCUCCAUGACACUGAUAAACAGAGAAUUGCUGUGAUGAGUUUUUUUCCUGAGGAUGGAGUAAGCCCGAUUCAAAAAUCACAGAUGAUUGGUUGUCAGAAGGAGAAUGCCUGGUCAGUAGGUGUCAAAUCUGAUUUUGACUUUUGCCAGACUGCUAUGAAGAAAAUCUUUGCUGACUCUGAUUAUACUGGCUAUCUUACAGUAGAAUAUGGCACCUCUUUAGCAGCAGCAAACUCCAUAAACUGGGCACGACUGCUUCCUCAGGUAGUUUAUCAUGCCUCUGCAUACCUCGAUCUUGUUCAUCAAGGUAUUAUUGCGUUUGGAGACCCUGUAGACAUUUGCAUUCCUACAGGGAACUUUGGCAACAUAUUAGCUGCUUUGUAUGCUAAAAUGAUGGGAAUCCCUAUUAGAAAAUGCAUUUGUGCUUCCAAUGAAAACAAUGUCUUGACUGACUUUAUAAGAACAGGUAUUUAUGAUUUGAGGGGAAGAAAAUUAAUUCCAACUUUUUCACCAGCAAUAGAUAUUUUGAAGUCCUCCAAUCUUGAGCGAUACUUGCACCUGAUUGCUGAUGGUGAUGGACAGCUGGUGACACAGUUAUAUAACCAGCUGGAAACUCAGGGCCACUUUCAGCUGCGGAAAGAUCUACUUGAAAAGCUUCAGCAGGACUUGGUGGCUGGGUGGUGCUCUGAGGAGGACUGCCUUGCUGCCAUUCACUCUGUCUACAGCACUACAGGAUAUAUUCUGGAUACACAUACAGCUGUUGCUAAAGUAGUUGCAGAUCGAUUACAAGAUAGAACUUGUCCAAUUAUUAUUUCAUCUACAGCUCAUUAUUCUAAGUUUGCACCUGCUAUCUUGAGGGCCUUGAGGAUUACAGAAAUAAAACAAAACCCAUUAAGUCAACUUCACUUGCUGAGUUCUUACAGCCCUCUGCCUCCAGUCCACUGGGGCCUAAUAGAGACACUGAAAAAGAAUGAGAAUGAGGGUCACCGGAUCUGCACCGCUGAUCUAAGUAUGUUGAUGUCUUGUAUAGAAACCUUAAUUCAAGGUCAUUUUAUGAAAGUUUUCUGAAGGACUGGUCAGACGUCUACUGUGUCGUUCGUGAUACUUUAACCAACUGCAUGUUUUAAUAAAGUCUUGGUUUAUCUGGCCUGUGUCCAGUUCAUAGCAUAACAUCCACAGUUGUAUACUCAAUUGUCACAUUUUCAGCAGUGUUCUUAAGUAAUCCAUGUGAGAUUUCUAGUAGCGCUGGAUGGUUCUGAAUUGAGCGACUAGAAGCCUGGAGCACUCCUGCAGGCCAUGUAUCCUACGGACAGCAGCAGUGCAGGCUUUCCUUGGCAGUGCUGUCUCCUUCACAACCUGAAGCAUUCUCCCCUGAAAGAGGGAGGUAAUGAAGUCUGACCUUCCUGGAGGUAAUAGCUCUAGUUUUGUUGCAAGAAUGAUGUGAUCACUUGACCAGGGGUGAUUAGUUAAAGUUUAACUCACUUAGAACAACAAAACACGGUAAGAUAGUGAUGAUACUCAAAUAGUACUAAUGAAGUUUGAUUUCACUAUAAAGAUUAAAGCAUACAUAUACUGUUAAUCCUUGAACCAUGCAAUUUUAUGGUAUGCUAUUUUCUUGCCCAGUGUUCCUUUUAUGUUUUGUGAGGCCAACGUUUAUGCAAAAAAUCUGGUUAUUUUGUUUUUCAGACAUCUUUUUCCUUCCAGAUAUUUUCCUGUGUAAGAUGGAAUCCUUUAAUAUUUACAACUUUUGAGAUGCAAUCCUCCAGUGUACCAGUAGUCUUUCCUAGAUCUUUUCUAGUUCACUUUUCAACAUUACAAUACUUUUAAAAUGCUAUUUACUAGUGUUAGCAUCAGUCUCCCCAGAUGAGAUCAAAACUUAAGUAUUUAUUUACAUUUAUUUGUUGGAUUCUAUGUUUUUUUUUCUUAGAGUUCAUGUAGCUUCUGUUGUCAUAUUUUUAGAUGAAUGUCCUCAACAUUCUAUUCUAUCCAUGCUUUGCAUGAAUUACAAUAAGGAGGUGUCUCAGAGGUCUUGGUAUCUCUUCAAGGAAGGUGAAGAAUGAAUUUCAGUGCCUGGCAAGUGCAACAGCAUCAGAGGUAUUCAUUGUGCAACCUGAAAUAGGUCUGUGCUAGCAGCCUGUGUCUUUGCUAAUGACGGGCUCUGUGUUGUGCUGGUCAUUUUGUUGUUGUUUUGUUUUUUAAUUUAAAAAAAAAUAGAACAUAUUGCCUGAGGAGAUUGUGUGCUUAUGGGCAAUCUUACUCUGUGAAUUGUAGAUUAUAUUUGGCAAGAGUAGGAAAUAUAUCUACUUUCCAUGCUAUGAGAAAUGCUAAGAUAAUGUGUUGGCGAGUUGUGAAUGGCAGCCAGUUACAGGUAAAGAGCUGGGAGUUGUCAGAUGGGAGUACAAACAGCUACGGGAGGCUGUGGUUCUCACCAAGAUUCAAAAAGAGAAAGGUAUUGGCAAGAGAGAUGGUAAGUGGUGCCAUUUUUGCCUCUUGGAGAAGCAACAUCUCAUAUAUGUCAGGACUCUGUUCCCAAAAUAUAGAGACAACUAUGCUCAUGGAAUCGUGCUUUCCCUUCCUCAUGUGUCUGCUUGUACUUUCUGCCACAUGAGAGGUGAAGAAAACACUAUCCAGCAAACUACGUGAAAAAAUUCUCCGUUUAUGUAGUAUUUCAGUGUAAGCUGAAAGACCCAAUGUGAUGUGCAUUUGCCACAGUGAAUGUGUUGUAUAGUAAAGUUAUAUGGAGCUGAUAAAGGUGUGAGUGACAAAAUGGCUUUCUGGGUUCUGCCAUUUUUGGAUGCCUUUCCAAGAUCUGUCAUGUUACUUUUUUUGUUCAGACCUCAUUUCUUAUUUCUGUGGUAACUUUGGAAAAUCUCUUUCUAACAUGACAGUGACCAUACAAUAUAUAAUUUAAAAAUGUUGCAUAAGUGUAUUGCCAAAAAAAGAACCAUUGUGUAGGUGAUUAGUGCCCAUCCACCUUGCAUUUCUGAAUUUAUCAGUUUGGUUCUUACACUAGUCCCAAGUGUAACACUACAAUACAUGAAUUCUAAAUAUUUAAAGUUAAAAAAAAAAAAAAAAGCCAGGUUUCUAUUACUGGAAUGGGAAUGGGUUUCAGCGUAAGGACUCAGUGGAAAUUCUGUACUAUGUGACUCCGUGAAGCUUAAUGCUAUAUGUAUCAUAAAGAAAUUUGUCACAUGCAGUUGCAGUGCGUUCUUGAAAUACUUCCAGAGAGGAGCUUGUUUUCAUAGGAAGUACCUAAAAGAGAAAAGCUGAGGUUCUAAACAAGAUUAGGCUAGAAGCCUGUGACCUACCUUGAAGUAACUGAUUAUUAGAUAGUAAGAACAAAACAACAAGUCUAACAGGAUUUAUUUUGGCAUGACUCAGACAAUCAAUAUUUCAAAGUUCAUGGCUGAAGCUUGAUUUGAAGGGGAAAGUAUUAGUUAAAUUCCUAUUUGCAAUGUUUCACGUGGUAUGAAAAUAUUAAGGGUUGAUACGGUUACAUGAACUCACUAAGAAUUCAGUUGUACUGAAGGGCUUUUAAUGUGAAGCUGAAAUACAUAAAGGUAGUGAUUAAAGAGCAUGUAUAGUACUAGUACAUUUCUGUAAAUGUCUUAACAAUACAAUACUUGCUCUAUUGCAUUGUUUAGGAAAAGUAAUUGAACUUUGUCAUACGUGAGGUGAACCAACUGUGUGCCUCCGUCUCACUUUGACAUACUGGGCCUGAAGGGAUGGGAGAGGAGCAAAUAACUUCCAGUGUGCUCACUGCUAAGAGUGGUGAAGGGGACAGAGGACAGUGAGGGAAGCAAUCGUUUUUCCCAGCCCGGCUUCUGUAAAUGUCAUUCAGCAAAAUACUGUAGUUCAACAAACAUUGUGCCACUGUGAUUGCACUUUUUCCCUUGCUACCAGUUUCAUGAAAGAUUCAAAGGGCAUUAGCCAUCGAGUGAGUACAAGUGCUGUUUUUUGUCUUUUUCAGAUGUUGCAUGACAACAUCCCAUGUGUAUAAUGUUUACUAUUCUUUAAGAAAAAAUGAUGCGCUAAUGAUGCACAGAAGCGCAUGUACAUUCUGAUGGUCAGUAGGAUUCUUAAAGCUGUUUGGGAUUGAUGUACUCAUUUGCUCCUAUUUGCUUAAAGAUAAGAUGUUGUGGUCUAAACAAAUAUGAGCCAGAUUUACAGAGAGUGGCAGAAAUGAGUAUAUAUGUGUACAGCUUGGUAAUGGCAUAGCUUUAUUUAAGCUAUUAGUUUCUGCUGGUUUGCUUUUCUGAACACUAAUGCUACAUGUAAAAUCUUAAAGGCAGAUGUAACAAGGAACGGUUUGUAAUGCCAAUGUUUAUACUUCUUGUUAUAAGAAAUAUUUAUAUGGAAAAUACUUCUUCUUGCAGUCUUACUAUCUGCUCAUUACUUGCCUUAAGUCACAGUCCUGCUUCUCAGGGUGACAGUGAUUUUAGGUAAAGGGUCAAUAGAGCAGUUUCAGUUGACUUCAAAAGAGAGUUCUGUUUUCUUAAUGUCUUAAAAUUUAAAAAGAACUGCUAUCUAUGUUUUGAAAGUAACAGGAUAUUUAGUGGAUGAAACUCUGAAUGGAAGAUCGUUGUUUUUCAGGAGAUCAGCUUUGCUCUGUGAAGACAUCAAGAAUGCGCAUUGUUAUUCUGAUCACGUUUGGUAUGCCUGAAGUAUGCGUAUAGUUGUUUGUGUCCACUACAUUUUUUCUGAAUAAAUACUUCAGGAUCCACACUA